This is a messenger RNA of Trichophyton rubrum CBS 118892, 5003 nucleotides long. RefSeq lists its product as uncharacterized. The record is from RefSeq and is a predicted model, not a curated record. Lineage: Eukaryota; Fungi; Ascomycota; Eurotiomycetes; Onygenales; Arthrodermataceae. The transcript has 5 exons. Gene Ontology annotation, cellular component: mitochondrion. Gene Ontology annotation, molecular function: L-glutamate dehydrogenase (NAD+) activity. The coding region runs from base 208 to 2148 and encodes 646 amino acids. Gene Ontology annotation, biological process: L-glutamate catabolic process.
CCUCCUCCUCCCCGACUCUAUCUCGACGUCAACGUCACGACUUCGCCUGCUCAUCCUCACUCCUGCAGCUGUCCCAUGGCUGCGUGCUCUACACAGCCUCUCCUCUCGCUGCUCCUAUAGCUGCAAUAGACCCUUUUUGACGAUAUAUAGAACCCAGACAGACCGUUUUGUUUUUUACGAAGCUCCUAGAAAACCGAACCCGCAACCAUGUCGGACUCCCCUCAGAACGGCGGGCUGCCCUCCCACCCCAAGCCGGCAGCUGAUUCGGGCGCUGGCACGCCAACGGGCUUCCAGCGUCCCCUGAACAAGCAGCUGGACAGCGUUGUGCGCACUCCAGGCCGCCAGCCGUCCCCCCAGCCCACCCAUCUCGGUAUCCCGGGAGGCACUCACCGUGUCCUGGCCGAGCAAGGCCCCGGCUAUGUGGCAGCCAAGUUCGAAGGCAAGGAGGCACAGAUGGUUGCUGUGUCCGAGCAAUUGGAGAACAAUGGCUUCAUUCCAUACGAAUUCGUCGCCUCCGAGACAAAUUGGUUCUAUAACCUGCUCGGAAUCGACGAUAUGUACUUCCAGACCGAGACCGUCGAGGUUAUUGCCAGCCACAUCCUCUCUCUUUAUGCUGCCAAAGUGGCUGCCUACGCCCGUGACGACAAGCGGCUAGAGAUCAGACUUGACAAGGAGGCCGAGGACCACGCCGUCUACAUCGACACCAGCAGGCCCGGCGUUACUACCACCGACGGCCCCCGCUACGAGCAGCGUAUCGACGAAAAGUACAUCAACGGAGCCACGGCUACCGACAGCUUCCGUGUCGAGACCUUCCGCUCGUCCAGCCCACUGCCAGACAACAGCGAGCAGCAGCUGCGUUGCUACUUUGUCUACAAGUGUCAAUUCGCCAACCCCAACCCCGACCCCGAGGAGACCAACAUUGAGAUCGUCGGUGACAAGCUCUUCCUGCAGAAGGCUACCGAAAACACCAAGGCGAUCUACCAGGAACUCCUCAUCAAUGCCGUUGCUCGCUCCGGCCCCGUCAUCAAGAUGUUCGAGAUCGAAGGCAGCCGCGAGAAGAGGCUCGUCAUUGCUUACCGCCAGGGCUCUGCCAUGGGCUUCUUCUCUGCCCUCUCAGAUCUUAUCCUUGACCUCCUCCUUCCCCCGGCCAGCCCUGGAAUCAAGGACCCCAUCGUCGACCUCCACGGCCAGGACGAGAUCCUCUUCAUGGGCCCCGACGAGAACUCUGCUCCUCUUGUCAACUGGGCCACCGAGCACGCUCGCAAGCGUGGUGCUCCAUGGUGGAAGUCCUUCUUCACUGGCAAGAGCCCUAAGCUUGGUGGUAUCCCCCACGACCGUUUCGCUAUGACCACCUUGUCUGUGCGUGAAAACGUUGAGGGUAUCUACCGCAAGAUGGGCAUUGACCAGACCAAGGUCCGUAUGUUCCAGACUGGUGGCCCUGACGGAGAUCUGGGCUCCAACGGUAUCUUGCUCGGAAAGGAGCAAUACGUUGCCAUUGUCGAUGGAUCUGGUGUCCUCGCUGAUCCUAACGGCCUCGACCGUGAGGAGCUCACUCGCCUUGCUCGCAGCAGGAAGAUGAUCUGCGAGUACGACGUUUCUAAGCUGUCCAAGGACGGAUACCGUGUUCUUUGCGAUGACAGCAACGUCACUCUCCCAUCUGGCGAGGUCGUUAACAAUGGUACUGCAUUCCGCAACACCUACCACCUUCGCCCAGGUAAUUACGACAUCUUCGUCCCCUGCGGUGGUCGGCCAGAGUCCAUCAACCUCAACAACGUUUCCAGCCUCAUUGUCGAUGGAAAGUCCGUUGUACCAUUCAUCGUUGAGGGCGCCAACCUUUUCGUCACCCAAGACUCCAAGAUCCGCCUCGAGAAAGCUGGAUGUGUCAUCUACAAGGAUGCUUCCUCCAACAAGGGUGGUGUCACUCCUCCUCCCUUGAAGUCCUUGCUUCUCUCUCCUUCGAUGACGCCGGCUUCACAGAACAUAUGUGUGUCGCCAAGGAUGGAACUCCACCACCAUUCUACGACGCCUACGUCCGCGAGGUCCAGGAGACCAUUAAGCGCAAUGCUCGCUUGGAGUUCGAAGCUAUCUGGAGGGAGAAUGAGCGCACCGGCGUUCCCCGCAGUGUGCUCAGUGACACUCUCAGUGUAGCCAUCACCCAGCUCGACGAAGAAUUGCAAAAGUCUGAGCUCUGGGAUAACAUUCCUCUCCGCAAGGCUACCCUCAAGGAUGCUCUUCCCAAGCUUCUCAUUGAGAAGAUUGGCUUGGAGACUCUUUUGGAGCGUAUUCCCGACAACUACCUCCGAUCCAUCUUCGGCAGCUACCUUGCCAGCCGCUUCGUGUAUGAAUACGGCCCCAACCCCAGCCAGUUUGCCUUCUUCGACUUCAUGGGCAAGCGUAUGCCAAAGGAGGAGAUCUAGACUGUCUCGCUCCCAACACGGCACGGCAGAAGGGCGCGGUCCGACCCCUCCGCCUCCUUUUUGGAUAAAUGUACCAAGACCAUAUAAAAAAAAGAACCUUGAUGUGUUUUUCUUCCAUUUUUCUCUUCCCUUUAACGAUCCCCCCGUCCCGCCCUGCCACUCCUUAUCACGACCGAAUCGAAACUAGAAUCAAUCCCCGAAAACUUAAAAAAGCAACCAACCAAGAAAGCAAAGCAGAAAAAGAUUAAGCCUUUUGGUUUUCAUUUUUCUUUCUACACAAAAGAAAUGUACAUGUUGACAUUUGUUUGAAUUUACCUUUUUGCCCAUUCCCUGGAUUCGACGGUAUACACGACACUUAUGCUCACCCACAUGCGCCAAACGAACCAGGACCAACAAAAGAAGAAAAAAAAAAAAAAAAAAAAAAAAUCGAGGAGGACACAAUGAUAGAACAGUGCUACGUACGAUACUUAGAGAUAUGAGAAUAAAAGGCUCUACGAGCCAAAUUUUUGCCCCUCUGCUUCCCACGGAGAUCAAGAGGGGAAACAUCUGCAGAAAUUUUCUUGCUGCUAAACUUCCCGUCCCGAAACAACUAACUAUAAAUAGCCACUCGGCUAUUGACUAGUUAAGCUGACGUCAUAAUAAGAAAAACUCAGCAUUUGCCCCUUUUCCGAAACCCAACCUUAAUAAUUCAGAAAUAGCACCAUGGAAGCCCUUCCUUGUUGACAUGUUGAAAAGAACAAGGUAUCAUACUAACAGGUUAUUUAAUUUAUAGCUUUGUUCCAUGCUACAUGAUACAGAAGCGAAGUUACUAGCGAACUGGGCCCAUGAUAGACCUGAACUCUGCGGGAUAAUAUCAUGCUUUGCCGUACUCCGUAAGCCAUACUCUUCCCGUCUGCCCGCAAACUGAAGUAAUGGGUUAGGCAGAUACGAGAUGACUUUCGGUGAGAUAAAUGGCUCAUUGCUCAAGGUAUAGUUAUGUGAAACGGGGCUGUGGUGGGUUUAAUAUCAGGUCCUGCUGGGGUGAUUCGCCUGUAUUUUUCCUGGAAAAUGUGAGUUGGUGGAGAUGCGAGGUUUGAAGGCUAACUAGUUAAUUAAUUCGUUACUGCCAGAAAGCGUCGUUCACUAUGAAAUUGUGUAAUUGACAUGAAAACCCCUUUACACAGUGUUACCUUGAGGCCUGGAUAUACUGCGCCGGUGUCAUGCAUUUUUUGAUUCUGUCUUCUACCUGGCAUACCUAAUUAUUGAUGGUCUUACAAGUGUUUGAUUAUUUACACCAGAUGUCAAAUCAGCGUGGGCUUAUGUGCUCACACAUAUAUAUCCAGGGAGCAAAUUAGGAUGCCCAGGAAAAUGCUUGUUAAGCUCUAAGAAUUCUAUAUUAUACAAUCCUUUCUAUAUAUCUUUAGUGGAAAUUUUUGUGAUCAACCACAUUGGACACGGUUACUUCAUCUCAAUAGCGGUCUCGGUCUGCUGUUGGGGCUGCGUCUUGUCUCUUGUCUUUACCUGCUGCGUCGUUGGCUCUUGGUCUGGUGUCUUCCAUAGGCUCCCCUUCAUUGCUUCUGGAACCUCAAUGACCAAGCUCAGCACCAAAGCUACUGCGCACAAUAUAAUACAUGAGUAGUAUACACUCUGAUAGCCGACCAGGCUGAGAACUCCCGACUUGCCGUCACCGUACUGUCUGUUAAUACCAUCGGCAACGGCUGUGAGUACCGCGAGACCCAGUACACUUCCUCCGACUUGGAGAGCAACAUUGAAUACACCAGCUACCACGCCCUGGUCACUCUUGCUUGCACUGGAUACUACAACAAAAUUUGCAGUAAUGUAAACCACACCCAGGCCGGCAAUGUAUAAUAUCAUACCAGGGAAAGCGAAGCGCCAGUAUGACGUCUGACGGGUGAUAAAGCUGAACAGUACCACACCGGGAAUGCAAAGCGCCCAGCCGAUGACGAACAUGGCUCGGGCACCGAGCAAGGGAACCAAACGGCCUGCAAUUGUGUUGGUAACCAAAGCAGAUAUGCCAACCGGUGGGAAUAGGAGAGAUGUGUGUAAGGGCGACGAUCCAUAGGAUUGAAUCUGGAGAGUAAGGAAGUAGGAGCAUGCCUGACGGACGGCAUAUGUUGCCACGGCUAGGAUGAGUGUGAGUGUGAAACUUGGACGAAAAAGGCGAGGGUUGAUCAAAGCCUGGGGUGCUCGAGAUUCGUGCAACGCAAACAGGAGAAGCAACAGGCUCGAAAUCGCCAAGGUGGAGAUGAUAGACGGUGAGCCCCAGCCCGUUGUAUUGGCUGAGGUAAGUGCAUAAGUCAAUAGAAGCAGGCUGGGAACUCCCAGAGAGAUCCCAAGUAUGUCAAAACGGAUCAGAUGUGCCUUUAUGGACCGGAAAAACUUCUUCUCUUCUUGCUCUUCCUUUGUAAUCUCACGAGCAGCGGGUGAACGGGCUGUCUUAGCUCGAGGAAGGAAGACAUGGGCUGUUGGCACAACAAUAGCAGAGAGAAUAAGAGAAAUCCAAAAAAUCCAACGCCAGCUGAUAAGGGCCGUCAGCACACCGCCUAGGAUAAGGCCUACGAUGAAUCCCACGCUACCAGCUGCAGC